Molecule: messenger RNA, 1563 nt
Organism: Struthio camelus australis
Lineage: Eukaryota; Metazoa; Chordata; Aves; Struthioniformes; Struthionidae
Source: RefSeq, a predicted model, not a curated record
AUGGUGCAAGUGAUGAGCCUGAAACAGAAUCAAAAGCGGGAGAGCAGCUGCCGGGCAUUAGGGACCACAGGAUCGGGCACCUACGCCCAAAUCCUGGGUGGCUCUUGCGUUAAAGUAGUGUUAAAAAUUAUACACAUUGUAUUUUUAUAUCCAAUUGAAGAUGCAGGCCCUCUGACUAAACAGGCUGAAAGAACUGUUGCUGCAGACUGGAAAAAAAAAUUGACUCCAGAGCAAUUCUAUGUUACAAGAGAAAAAGGAACUGAACCGCCUUUCAGUGGAAUCUAUCUGAAUAACACAGAACCAGGAAUAUACUACUGCGUGUGCUGCGAUGCCCCACUGUUCAGUUCAGAAAAGAAGUACAAUUCUGGGACUGGAUGGCCUUCGUUUUCUGAAGCUUAUGGUACUUGUGGCAGAGAUGAAAGUAAUAGCAAUAUCAUGAGACGACUAGAUAACUCAUUGGGAUCCACAAGGACUGAAGUCAUCUGCAAACAGUGUGACGCCCAUCUAGGCCAUGUGUUUGAUGAUGGUCCUGCACCUUCUGGGCAGAGAUUCUGUAUCAACAGUGUUUCAUUAAAUUUCAAACCAGACUCCAGUCAGUAAGAAAUGGAUUUUUGUGGCCUACAGAACUUUCUUUUGCCAUUCAUACAACAAGCUUGUGAAAAACGAUCACAUUGUUAAAUAGAACUCAAAUUUGAGUUCCUUAUGCUGUUGCAGUUUUCUUUCCAGCUAUUGUCAGUGUUGAUCAAAUGUGUAUUUUCGUGAUGCAUGUUGGGCAGUCUGCCUUUUCAUGGUUAGUGUGAUGUAAGUGUUGAUGUUUACAGUAUUUUUAAUUAAAAAAAUCUGUGUGAUAGAGUCAUAACUCUCAUCAUUAACUGCGUUGAGAAUGUUGAAAUGAAAUGCUUUCCUGAAACUGACUUUGCCUAUGCUGAACUUAAAAUGUUAAAAGAUAUUCUAGUUGUGACACCCAGGAAGACAGUUACACGCUGCUGAUCAUGCCAGAGCUUUUACUUCAAUAUAUUGAGCUCAUCAUAUCCUAGAGGAAAGCAAAAAUAACAGGAGUCUCCAAAUAAGGUUUGAGAGCUUUUUUCUUUUUUUUUUUUUUCCUCUCUGAUGUGAGAGACAUUUAGCCACAUCAGUGACUUUUCUGUGAACCCAUAAAAGCAAAGUUCUGAAGUAGGGCCUAGCUAAAACUAUUCCAGGAAACAGAACCAGUGGAGAUAUGGAGUCUUUCUUUUAAAUCAAUGACUUUGAUUCCGUGUCCAAUAGAGAGCUGAAGUAGGGUUUGUUCCACGAACUUCCUGUCAGAGAAAUAUUACUCUAACAAUGUAACGAUCUGUGUAAUAUCUCCAGCCUUCUGUUAUCACUUGCGUACUUCAGAAUCUGAAAGGAAAAAUGAAUGUGAAGUUUUCUGUAUUUGGGGGUAAAAACAUUAAAAAAUAUUCAAUAAAAUGAUCCUUUUGUUGAAAACGUGCCUGGCUUGUUCUUCCUUGUACAAGUUUGUGAAUACUUUUGUCACCCUGGUUUACUGUAACAGGAAAAUAAAUCAUACAUGUGUUAAAUUGA